AUGGCGGUGGCCUCAGAGAGGAUCCCACCACAGCCUCUGAGAGCCCUCAGGUCGUUGCCCAACGAACCCGAAGUCGUUGACUGGUCACUACUGGACCAAUACCUAAACAUUCCCUGCUCCACAAACGAUCCCGAUACUGCAUGGACCGACCUUCUGGAUCAAGAAAAUGUCGAGCUUGAACGAGAUCUUUUCUGUAGCUGA
This is a messenger RNA of Endocarpon pusillum Z07020, 201 nucleotides long. RefSeq lists its product as uncharacterized. Lineage: Eukaryota; Fungi; Ascomycota; Eurotiomycetes; Verrucariales; Verrucariaceae. The record is from RefSeq and is a predicted model, not a curated record. The transcript is spliced from 2 exons. The coding region runs from base 1 to 201 and encodes 66 amino acids.